AAAGGCAGCACAUUUCCUGUACACACCGUGCUCACUAACCAGCGUUCACAACACGGAACAGAGACACAACGCUGGGUCAACGGCGAGCACAGACACACACACACAUGCAUGUAGUUAGUUAGUUAUUUGAACCUGUUCGUUUAUCAGUCUCAUCAUGUACCAAUGCGAAUAUGACUGCGUUUGCUAAAAACUGCGUCACUGUGUGAGACUACUCUGCCUGUUAGAAAACUACCGAUACCGCUCCCUCCCUCCCUCCUCCUCCUCUCCUCGGCCGCGUUCAGCACCUCACCUCCGGUCUCAAUGGCGGACCCCGUAGAACCAGCACCGGGUAGCAUACAGGAUGAGAAGAAAGAGGGUAUCAACGACGCAGAGCUGGCACUGAAAGGAAUAAACAUGCUGCUCAACAAUGGAUUCAAGGAGAGCGACGAGCUCUUCAAAUUAUACAGGAACCAAAGUCCUUUGAUGAGUUUCGGGGCCAGUUUUGUGAGUUUUCUGAAUGCCAUGAUGACGUUUGAGGAGGAGAAAAUGCAGAUGGCCUUUGAGGAUCUCAAAGCUACAGAGCGACUGUGCGAGAGUGAAAACACUGGUGUCAUUGAGACCAUUAAAAACAAACUCAAGAGGACUAUGCACUCCCAGAGGUCGGGGGUGGCUGCAGUGGACCGGCUCCAGAGGCAGAUCAUCAUCGCUGACUGCCAGGUUUACCUUGCAGUGCUGUCUUUCAUCAAACAAGAGCUGUCGUCAUACAUCAAAGGGGGCUGGAUCCUCCGUAAAGCCUGGAAGAUGUACAACAAAUGUUACAGCGACAUCACACACCUGCAGGAGGGCAGCAGAAGAAGAGCCUCCCAGCAGCAAGCGGCGGGGCCUCCAUCUCUGUCCUCAUCUGACGCGUCACACCACAGCCGCUCCUCCUCCCCCGGGCCGAGCCCCUCCCUCAGACCGGACGGCAUCAGCCCCGAGGCUCUGGACCGACUUAAAGGUUCCGUCAGCUUCGGUUAUGGCCUCUUCCACCUCUGCAUCUCCAUGGUGCCCCCCCACCUCCUGAAGAUCGUCAACCUGCUGGGCUUCCCUGGUGACCGCCUGCAAGGCCUGUCAGCGCUCACGUACGCCAGUGAAAGUACAGACAUGAAGGCCCCUUUAGCUACCCUGGCCCUCCUGUGGUACCACACAGUAGUGCAGCCCUUCUUUGCUCUCGAUGGCUCAGACACACAGGCAGGUCUGAUGGAAGCCAAAUCCAUUCUCCAACAAAGAGAGGCUAUCUAUCCAAACUCCUCCCUCUUCAUGUUUUUCAAAGGCAGAGUCCAACGCCUCGAGUGCCAGAUCAGUAGUGCCUUGACAUCCUUCCGUGAUGCCUUAGAAUUGGCUUCUGAUCAGAGGGAGAUUCAGCACGUGUGUUUGUAUGAAAUAGGUUGGUGCAGCAUGAUCGAGCUGAGCUACAGAGAAGCCUACAGGGCCUUUGAGCGACUGAAGACGGAGUCUCGCUGGUCCCAGUGCUAUUACGCCUAUUUAACUGGAGCGUGCCGAGGAGCCACAGGUGAUCUAGAGGGAGCUAUCACUGUCUUCAAGGAUGUGGAAACAUUUUUCAAACGCAAGAAUAAUCAGAUAGAGCUGUUCGCUAUGAAGAGGGCUGAGAAGCUACGGACCCCCAGUCUAUCCAAAGAGCUCUGCAUCCUGUCUGUGAUUGAGAUUCUUUAUCUGUGGAAAGCUCUACCAAACUGCUCCACCGCCAAACUUCAGACAAUGUCACAAGUGCUGCAGGGGAUUGAUGACGCCUCAUGUGAAGGCCUGAAAAACCUGCUUCUCGGUUCCAUAAACAGAUGUCUUCAUAACACAAACGAUGCCAUUCAGUUUUUCCAACUGGCUGCAAGGGAUGAGGUUGGCCACCUGAGCAACUCUUAUGUGCAGCCCUACUCCUGCUAUGAACUGGCCUGUGUGCUGCUAAACACCCCAGAGUCUGCCGGGAAGGGUAGAAUGCUGAUGCUCCAGGCUAAGGUACAGUAGCUUUCCUCAUUGCAUGAGAUUUGUGUAAUUUGCAUUUGCUUAAGUAGAUUUUAGCAAGCUUUAUCAAUAGAUCUCCUCUAAGAUCUGUGAUCAAAUCGUUUAUUACACUUAUUUUUUGAAAUAAGACAAUGUUUGUAUUAUUUCUGCCCAUAGUCAACACUUUGCAUCAAGGUCUUGUAAACGUUUUAAGGAUGUUUUCACCCUCCGACAGAUCAAUACACUCGCUGCCUGAUCAGCAUUUCAAAUAAAGGAGCGGCAGGCUAAAUGCUUUAGAGUUAAAGUGGUGUUUUUUUAAUAGUGAAAAGAAUAGCAACCAACAAACUCCAAAAGGCCACGGUUAUAGAUUCUUAUUUCUUUUGUCCAAGAGAGGCUUGUCAUCCCCUGCUAAGCCCUCAUACAUGAGGCACAGACCAACAAAAUAACUCCCUGAGAAGGAAACCUGUGCAGCAGCUCUGAGAGAGGCAGACGUGUCCACCUUGUAGCUCAUUUGAAGGGACAAGGACAGGCAACAUUGCCAUUGGAGCAGUCAGAGUGACUGGCUGAAGCUAUGCCAGGUUCCCAUCACUACGUCUUCCUACGUCAAUUAGACUUAUGCUGUUAUGCUGCCCUAUGUUGAGGAAAUCAGGAAUGCUGUGCACCAUGAGAGGAGAGUGAGACCUCCUAGCGCCGUGUUGGUUUAGGCUGGAGUAUUUGCUUUGUCUGAUCUCACUGUGAACAGGAAACAGCAAACCAUUCCACACUGAGCUGAGAGUAAUCAGGGAGGCAUCUGCACAUCUUUGGUAAUAAGGAAAAAUUGUGACAAAACAGAUGUUGCGAAAGCAGUUCCUAUACGGCUUACAACAGUUUGUUGCUAUCUAGUACAGUAUGUGGUUGCAUUAACCCAGUGGUUCUCAAACUUUUUCUGUCAUUCCCCACUUUGAACAG
Notothenia coriiceps (black rockcod) is the source of this 2922-nucleotide messenger RNA. RefSeq names its product tetratricopeptide repeat domain 39C (gene ttc39c). Gene Ontology annotation, molecular function: protein binding. The transcript has 13 exons. NCBI's taxonomy places the organism in Eukaryota, Metazoa, Chordata, Actinopteri, Perciformes, Nototheniidae. Bases 301 to 1998 code for a protein of 565 amino acids. The record is from RefSeq and is a predicted model, not a curated record. Gene Ontology annotation, biological process: cilium assembly; otolith morphogenesis.